GCAGUGCAUAGUGCAGCGUCCCUGUGUCCUGAUUGUUAAGGUGGAGCUUUCUGCCACAUCACAUCUAUUUGCUGCCGCUACAACGCGCAGUGCUGAGGCUGUUCUACUGGAAAGAGCGAGCUGUCAGGAGCAGAAAGCGGCUGAACAACAACGGAAGCGAGAGCGUUUUUUGCAUCUCAGGACAAUUUCAUCCUACUUUAGAGGUGUCGAGGAACAUGCAUUCAACGCGCAGGUUAAAAGAAAAAAACAUCUGUUAAUUUAAGUUCUUCGCUGCAGCAACUUUUCAGUCGUCGGAAGAUUUGUUUUCUUUGUUUUAACUAAGAAUUCAUAAAGAUAGUUUUGAAAUCUUGAGAAAUGUCUCGCAAGAAAGCUGCCAAAGGCAAAGCCGCGACCAGCAGCCCGUCUGCGGGCAGCCCCACCGGGAAAGGGAGCGGGAAAGCUGCGAGGAGCAGCCCGGGCAUUGUUCAGAUGAACGGCGUGGUCCAUCCCAGCAGACCCUCCAUCAGCAAUAGCAGCGAGUUUUAUGACAUCGCUUUUAAGGUGAUGCUGGUUGGAGACUCUGGUGUGGGGAAAACAUGUCUACUGGUCCGUUUUAAAGACGGAGCUUUCCUGGCUGGCAGCUUCAUCUCAACUGUGGGCAUUGAUUUUAGGAAUAAAGUCCUGAACAUUGAUGGAGUCAAGGUGAAGCUCCAGAUCUGGGACACAGCUGGACAGGAGCGGUUUCGCAGUGUCACUCAUGCCUACUACCGUGACGCCCAUGCUUUGCUUCUGCUGUACGACGUCACCAACAAAACAUCCUUCGACAACAUACAGGCAUGGUUGACUGAGAUCCAUGAGUACGCCCAACAGGAUGUGGUGCUCAUGCUGCUUGGAAACAAGGCUGAUGCCACUCAUGAGAGGGUGGUGAAGAGAGAAGAUGGCGAGAGGCUUGCAAAGGAGUUCGGAGUUCCCUUCAUGGAGACCAGCGCCAGGUCAGGUCUCAACGUAGAGCUGGCUUUCACCGCUGUGGCUAAGGAGCUGAAGCACCGGUCUAUGAAGGAUCCCAGUGAGAAGUUUAAGCUCCAGGAGUAUGUAAACAAGGAGAUGAAAAGCACAGGCUGCUGCAGAACUUAAAGCCUGUCCGUGUGUGUGUGUGUGUGUGUGUGUGUGUGUGUGUGUGUGUGUGUGUGUGUGUGUGUGUGUGUGUGUGUGUGUGUGUGUGUGUGUGUGUGUGUGUGUGUGUGUGUGUGUGUGUGUGUGUGUGUGUGUGUGUUUGUGUGUGUGUGUGUGUGUGUGUGUGUGUGUGUCAGUCACAUUCAUUUCGUACUGUAGGUGUUCAUAUCUGGCCCAAUCACAGAUGAGUCAGCUCCAGUGAGGUAUACAUCUUUUUGCCCUUCUGUUUCUCCACUCUCAAACCUCCCUGUCUGUUGUCCUGCACUCAUCUCACUGCCCUACUCUACUUUGUUUGUCCUGCUUUUCCUCACCCACCUCCUCCUGCAGCUGUGAAUGUAGGUGGUUUGCAAAAGACAAAGUUAGAAGCUGCACACCUCAGUUAUAAAUCUAUUAAUGGACAUUUUCUUCCAUAACUUUAGUUGCAUGAUAUUUUAACCCUAGCAUUGAAUCGGAUAUCUACCUUUGCAUUACCUUGUUUGGAUAUUUUAUUGUUAAAGGGAUUUAAUCAUAACAGAAUGUAUGUAUUAUGUAGAUAUUUUUGCAAGAUACAUGUAAAGCUAUUUAUUUCUCCAUUUAAAAUGUCAGUGACAGUCGACGUUUUGGUUGAAUGUACAUUUUGGGAAUUUUUUCAAUAUUAGAAGAAUCAAUGUUGAGUCUUUGAGAGCUCUAAUGCAACCUCUCUUCUUGAUUAUAUAUAAUUUUGUUUUUAAAUUAUUUAAAACACGAUUUGACAAACAUGAUGUUAAUAACUUUUUUCUGCAUGUAAGAAAAAGAUGAGAAUAGCACUUUAGAUGGUAAAUAAGAGUAUGGGUGGGGUUUUAGGAGGAUGUUUGGGGAAUAAAGACCCAUAGUAUGUUGAAAAUGUUACCUAAAGUAUUGGAUACGACACACAGAUGUGUUUAUUUCUUUUGAUUUUGAAUGUUUUAUUUGUAGUCAGAUGUGCAAACCUUAGUGGGCUUCUAUAUUUCCUGCUUUUAUUUUCCAUUCACAAAUAUAUAAAUGGGGUAUAUAGUGCCAUUUCUUCUCAAACCUGUUCUUCAUAAAAGAAGCAUGGGUCUCUUUUUAUAUGACUUGCUUAGAUUAGAUUAGAUUAGAUUUCAUCUUAGUCAUAGAAACGGUACUGUACAUUUUUGAGUUCAUGUUCAGAGUAAUGUAUUGAUUUUUGGUUUUACUAAUUUUUAAUGUGCAACUUCUUUCUUGUAAUUGAAAAUAAACUACAAUAAAAAUA
Molecule: messenger RNA, 2380 nt
Organism: Perca fluviatilis (European perch)
Lineage: Eukaryota; Metazoa; Chordata; Actinopteri; Perciformes; Percidae
Product: ras-related protein Rab-26-like
Exons: 9
Coding region: 355-1113 (252 amino acids)
Cellular component (GO): endosome; Golgi apparatus
Molecular function (GO): GTP binding; GTPase activity
Source: RefSeq, a predicted model, not a curated record